CAGCUAAUGGCGGCGGCCGCCUGAGCCGGGCGGGCGGCAGAUCGGGGCCGCCAGAGGCGCGCGGCUGGACCUUCCGGGGCGCCGCUCCCCUCCCGACGGCGGCUUCCCCGCGGCGGCGGGCUCGGCGCGCCAUGGACAGGCCGGCGGCGGCGGCGGCGGCGGCGGCGGCGGGGGGCGGCGAGGGCGGCGGGGGCCUGGGCCCGGGGCCAGCGGGCGGCAGGAGGCCCCCUCGGGUCGCGGGGGCCCCCGCCGCCGGCUCCCGGCAGCCCAGCGUGGAGACCCUGGACAGUCCUACAGGAUCACAUGUUGAAUGGUGUAAACAGCUUAUAGCUGCUACAAUUUCUAGUCAGAUUUCAGGUUCAGUGACAUCAGAAAAUGUAUCCAGAGAUUACAAGGCUCUAAGGGAUGGAAAUAAGCUGGCACAGAUGGAAGAGGCGCCCCUUUUCCCAGGAGAAUCAAUCAAGGCCAUUGUGAAAGAUGUCAUGUAUAUCUGCCCAUUUGUGGGAGCAGUGAGUGGCACCCUGACAGUGACAGACUUUAAGAUGUACUUCAAGAAUGUAGAGAGAGACCCGCAUUUCGUCCUCGAUGUCCCCCUGGGAGUGAUCAGCAGAGUUGAGAAGAUUGGAGCGCAGAGCCACGGAGACAACUCUUGUGGCAUAGAGAUCAUGUGCAAGGAUAUGAGGAACUUGCGACUUGCUUAUAAACAAGAAGAACAGAGUAAACUAGGGAUAUUUGAAAACCUCAACAAACAUGCAUUUCCUCUUUCCAAUGGGCAGACACUGUUUGCAUUCAACUAUAAAGAAAAAUUUCCAGUGAAUGGAUGGAAAGUUUAUGAUCCAGUAUCUGAAUAUAAAAGACAGGGCUUGCCAAAUGAGAGUUGGAAAAUAUCCAAAGUAAACAGUAAUUAUGAGCUCUGUGACACCUACCCCGCCAUCAUUGUCGUGCCAACUAGUGUAAAAGAUGACGACCUUUCAAAAGUGGCAGCAUUUCGAGCAAAAGGCAGAAUCCCGGUGUUGUCCUGGAUUCAUCCAGAAAGUCAGGCAACGAUUACCCGUUGCAGCCAGCCACUUGUGGGUCCCAAUGAUAAACGUUGCAAGGAAGAUGAGAAGUACUUGCAAACGAUAAUGGAUGCUAAUGCGCAGGCUCACAAACUCAUCAUCUUUGAUGCCCGGCAAAACAAGGUCGCCAGCACCAACAAGGCAAAGGGUGGGGGCUAUGAAAGUGAAAGUGCAUACCCAAACGCAGAACUCGUGUUCCUGGAGAUCCACAACAUUCACGUGAUGAGAGAGUCGCUGCGAAAACUGAAGGAGAUCGCGUAUCCGGCCAUCGACGAGGCGCGGUGGCUGUCCAACGUGGACGGGACACACUGGCUGGAGUACAUUCGGAUGCUUCUUGCUGGGGCAGUAAGAAUUGCUGAUAAAAUAGAAUCUGGGAAAACGUCGGUGGUGGUGCACUGCAGCGACGGUUGGGACCGAACAUCGCAGCUGACGUCCCUGGCCAUGCUGCUGUUGGACAGUUACUACCGCACCAUUAAAGGGUUCGAGGCUCUCCUAGAAAAGGAGUGGAUAAGCUUUGGACAUAGGUUUGCACUGCGAGUGGGCCAUGGCAAUGACAACCAUGCCGAUGCUGACCGAUCCCCUAUAUUUCUUCAGUUUAUUGACUGUGUUUGGCAAAUGACGAGACAGUUUCCUUCAGCAUUCGAGUUUAAUGAACUAUUCUUGAUUACAAUUUUGGAUCACCUUUAUAGCUGUCUCUUUGGGACUUUCUUGUGCAACUGUGAACAGCAGCGACUGAAAGAGGAUGUAUAUACAAAGACUAUAUCUCUAUGGUCUUAUAUCAAUAGCCAGCUGGAUGAAUUUUCUAAUCCCUUCUUUGUGAAUUAUGAAAACCACGUCCUAUAUCCUGUUACUAGUCUGAGUCACUUGGAAUUAUGGGUAAACUAUUACGUGCGAUGGAAUCCACGAAUGAGGCCCCAGACGCCCAUCCACCAGAACCUCAAGGAGCUGCUGGCCGUCCGCGCGGAGCUGCAGAAGCGGGUGGAGGACCUGCAGCGGGAGGUGGCCGCGCGCGCCUCGGCCUCGUCUGAGCGGGGCUCCUCGCCGUCACACUCGGUCACGCCCGUGCACACGUCGGUCUGACGCC
This is a messenger RNA of Physeter macrocephalus (sperm whale), 2142 nucleotides long. It is a transcript of the gene MTMR1, whose product is annotated as myotubularin related protein 1. Lineage: Eukaryota; Metazoa; Chordata; Mammalia; Artiodactyla; Physeteridae. Gene Ontology annotation, cellular component: membrane; cytoplasm. Gene Ontology annotation, molecular function: phosphatidylinositol-3,5-bisphosphate 3-phosphatase activity; phosphatidylinositol-3-phosphate phosphatase activity. Gene Ontology annotation, biological process: phosphatidylinositol dephosphorylation. The record is from RefSeq and is a predicted model, not a curated record. The transcript has 15 exons. Bases 132 to 2138 code for a protein of 668 amino acids.